CCACAAACCACUUUGAUAGAUAUCUCACUUCUGCUUGACUAUCAGUUUCUCAGUCACACGCUGAAGUCUUCCACUCUUAGUGAGCAUAUUUUAGAGCGGCAUCCAAUUGCAACUACAGACCGGUCCUUGCCAUGACAUAUGCAAAUACUUCCUCGGGGAAUGAGACCAACAGAUUACCUCCGUGGGAUAUUGUCCUCGCCAUCUUUUACAUCUUGAUCUUCAUCAUUGCUGUUCCUGGGAACUCCUUGGCAUUGUGGGCAUUCUGUCAUCAAAAGGGUACUUCACCCUCCAAGGUCUUCCUGAGAAAUCUGGCUAUCGCAGACAUCUCCUAUGUUCUUAUUUUACCUAUGCGCAUAGUUUACCACCUGUCUGACAGCCACUGGCCCUUUGGAAACAUCCUAUGUCAGCUGUCAGGCUUUCUAUUUUACCUGAACAUGUACUGUGGCCUCUACCUGAUGAGUUUCAUCAGCCUGGACAGAUUGGUUGCUGUGACUUUACCUCUAAGGUCUCAGGUGGUAAGGAAACCUUUGUAUGCACAUAUAGGUGUGACCAUACUGUGGGUAAUAGUCAUUGUGUCUAUGAUUCCAACACUUUUCUCACAAAAAAACCAAAACAACUCACUUAACAACUGCAGCAUGCUAUACCUUGAAAGAACCUCACCCAAAGCUUUGAUCUCCACCAUAGUUGCUUUUUUUAUUCCCUUCACCACCAUAGUUAUCACCUCCCUAGUGAUUCUCUUAAAACUGAGGAACCUGACACAACAAGAAGAGCGUCCAGUGAAAGACAAAGCUAUUAAAAUGAUCAUACUCGUAGUGCUAAACUUCAUGUUUGCCUUUGUUCCCUAUCACGUGUGCAGGGUGAUAUACACUCAUAGUACAGCUGGAGGGUCGGAGUCAUUGUCAUUGAAAAGAGCCAAUCAGAUUACAUCUGCGCUGAGCUGCAUCAGCGGUGUACUGGACCCUGUCAUGUAUUUCUUCUUGAACCGAGUUUACAGAAAUACGUUUCUUCAUCUGUUCUUUAAAACUCAGAAUCCUUCUCUGUAGGAAUCCAAGUAGAAUUCUUGCUAAAUAACUGUCUUGUUGUUGGACAUUUUAAAGAUUGGAAGGUCUUGUAACUAUGUUUUAACACAUCAAAGAGAACGUUAGAGAAAUAUUUUUUUAUUUUUCAAAUCUGUAAAGCAUUUACUAGAAUGUAAAGAGUUUGAUAUGCUUUUUCUGGUACUUUUGACUGAUGUUAAAUAAAAUAGAUUAAUCUCUACAUUCAACAGUCUGAGAGUAGCUUCUAACCUCAUAGUGUCAAAAAUUUAUAAGAAAAUGAAAUUGAGACAUGCUUAUGGUCUAACAAGUUUUCAAAGAACUUAAAGCUCUGCCUACUCUAUUAGCUUUAGAUUGCAUCCAAAGGGUCUUCUCCCUUUCAAAUGUUUUAUAUUUUGUCUUA
Molecule: messenger RNA, 1437 nt
Organism: Gambusia affinis (western mosquitofish)
Lineage: Eukaryota; Metazoa; Chordata; Actinopteri; Cyprinodontiformes; Poeciliidae
Product: uracil nucleotide/cysteinyl leukotriene receptor
Exons: 2
Coding region: 132-1043 (303 amino acids)
Biological process (GO): positive regulation of Rho protein signal transduction; phospholipase C-activating G protein-coupled receptor signaling pathway
Cellular component (GO): membrane
Molecular function (GO): G protein-coupled receptor activity
Source: RefSeq, a predicted model, not a curated record